This is a messenger RNA of Daldinia decipiens, 348 nucleotides long. RefSeq lists its product as uncharacterized. The transcript has a single exon. Bases 1 to 348 code for a protein of 115 amino acids. The record is from RefSeq and is a predicted model, not a curated record. Lineage: Eukaryota; Fungi; Ascomycota; Sordariomycetes; Xylariales; Hypoxylaceae.
AUGGCUGGUUGGAAGGAGGAUGAAGAGGACCCCAAGGAUCUGUAUGACCUCGUUCUGUCGACUAUCCCGGAAUCUUCGGAACACUCUAUUCCCAGGCUCUUUUAUAAGCUCAUGGAUCUCAAAGUGGACGACACAACAUUGCUUAACUAUAGCAUCAAAGUCCAAGAGAUCACCAGUCGUCUACAGCAACUAGGUCUGCCUAUUGAUGAUAAGAUAAAGAUCCUUAUGGUGAUGAGAAAAAUCAAGUCUAAUCAUUCUCGAUGGCAUUCUUCUCUCGAAAGGGACUUGUACGGAGGCACCUUAACGUGGGAAUCGUUCAUGCUUGACAUCAUGAUCACAAACAGCUAG